GCCACUUUUCAGUAGCAGUUCAACAUGGAGAGGGCUCUAGGACUGCUACUCUGUUUACAGGGCUGUCUUUUUGCAGUAGCCUUACGCUGCUCAGAUAAACUGAUUGUUUCUGCGGUAGAGAAAUAUAAUAAGGAGCAUACACAACAGCAGUGGUUUGACUGUAUAAAGGUUAAAAUCAUAAAACCCGUGUCCUAUUCUGACAGAAGCUAUUACUUUAAGUUUCAAAUUGGAGAGACUCUAUGUAAUAAGACCCAUUUAAUGAAAGAGAAAUGUUUCCUUCAGAAAGGCCAAAAUGAGGUGACUACAAUCUGCAGCGCAUUGGGUUCAGAACUUAAAGACAAUGUUAUUCUUCUGUCCUGCAAAGAGAAGAUCCCUAGGGAAUUCAAGAGAGCCAAGAGGAACCUUCAGGAUAACGGACAGCCCAAAAAGAAACCAAGGCCAGGAAUUUUUUCUGGUUUGAGUGAUCAAGAAUUACCUGCUAGUGACAAAAGGGUGAGGAGACAGGUCGAUAACCAAAAAAAGAAAAAGCAAAAGCCUCCUUCUCACAGUGGGUCAUUCUCUCCUCUGAGCCUCCCAGAUAAAAGAAGUAAGAGAAAUCUGAAUGACAAGAAAAAGAAACCAAAACCUUCACGGAGUGGAUCACUCUCUCUUUUGGGACGCCCUGCCAAAGAAAAUAAAAAGUCCAAGAGACACUUGAUUUCAGAAGAAAAAGUCAAACAAAAGAGGCAAAUCAGAAGUUAUGGACAGAAUCAUAACAAAAAGAUGAGAAGAGACUUAGACAGACAUAGGAGGAAGAUAAAGCACCCUUUCUUUAUUGGAUCAUAUUCUGCUAUUGGCCGACAUCAAAAAAAACACAUGAGAUUCCAGGAGUAAGAAGAAGAAGCAAGACAUUGGACAUCAACAGCCAGCUGGGCUAAUAUAAAUGAUGGAAGCUUUUCUUUUUUGUUUCUGGAAGAAAACACACUCUACAUUUACUCUGAAUUGGACACAAAUAUGUUGAGUUUUUUAUUAAGUUAAGCACAAUUUCACACAAGCAUAUAAAUGGAUUAAAGGGAAAAUAAACAUGUAAAGAAUGCCUGAAUGUCGAGUUUUGUAAGAAAUCCUUCUGCUUAGGGAAUUUUUUGGGCUGGAGAAAUGAAUUGAAAGGGCAUCAGUGGCCUAUAAAAAGCUAAUUAUGAGUUCUGUAUUCUCAUAGCCUUUCUGUAUAAAUGACACAUCUAAACUCCCUGGAUCAGUAAUCAGCACUUUAAUAGCUGCUCUUUGUUUCCUAUUUAAUCAUCACUGUCAAAGAAAACCUAACAAAGGAUUUGAAUGAAUGUGAAAUUUAAUGCCACUUGUAAAACUUGUGAUUACAUAAAAAAGACAAGAUGGAAUAUGUUGCAUGUUUUUGUUAUCCAACAUUUGUGCUGUUGCAAGGUAAAGUAAUAAUUUAAUCCUCUAAUAAUUUUAUUUCUGCAGUAAAUAGCAGCAUUCAAA
Molecule: messenger RNA, 1476 nt
Organism: Polypterus senegalus (gray bichir)
Lineage: Eukaryota; Metazoa; Chordata; Cladistia; Polypteriformes; Polypteridae
Exons: 9
Coding region: 25-873 (282 amino acids)
Molecular function (GO): cysteine-type endopeptidase inhibitor activity
Source: RefSeq, a predicted model, not a curated record